This is a messenger RNA of Saccoglossus kowalevskii, 4547 nucleotides long. RefSeq names its product vitamin D3 receptor-like. Gene Ontology annotation, biological process: positive regulation of transcription by RNA polymerase II; negative regulation of transcription by RNA polymerase II; cell differentiation. Gene Ontology annotation, cellular component: RNA polymerase II transcription regulator complex. The record is from RefSeq and is a predicted model, not a curated record. NCBI's taxonomy places the organism in Eukaryota, Metazoa, Hemichordata, Enteropneusta, Harrimaniidae. Gene Ontology annotation, molecular function: nuclear receptor activity; RNA polymerase II cis-regulatory region sequence-specific DNA binding; zinc ion binding.
GAAAGGCUGCAGCAAGUCGCGAAGGGUAUUUCAGAUUUUUUCAAGAUGGCUGCAAAAAAUGGGCCACCACCUUUAAUGAAUUUAGAAGAAAUGGACAAGAACAUGUUUUGUAAAUCAGAGCAGCCGGAGAACAGUUGCCUAGUGCCUGAUAGUAUGAAAACAAAGCUUCCUCCAUUGCCAGAUGUUUGGAAAACAUUCAGCAGCACAAUGCCUGAUUUCCAAUUUCCAAAUCCACAGAGCCAGGGACCAAAUUUAAGCAAUGUUGAGAUCAAACAAGAGAAACUUGAUACGGACGAAUAUCCAUGUCAGUUUGGGGAAAACUCACAAAGUCAAGUUCAAGGGGCUGCAGCGUUGCCAAACUUUGGAGGUGGCAUGCCACCUAUGCUACCAUGCUUUGAUAAAAGUGAACUCAUUGUGUUUAAUAUGGCUGUACUUGGGGUUGUUAUACGACAGACAGUGCAGUUUGCAAAAACAUUACCGGAAUUUAGAUAUUUGGACUAUGAAGACCAAGCUGUGCUUAUAAAAGCUGCAAUAUUGGAAGUCUUGAUGUUUCGUAUGGGAGAAACCUUUCUGCCUGAGAAAAACUGUGUCGUUGAUGACAUUGUUGGAAUUGAAUGGAACUUGGAUAUCAUGCUUUAUUCUGGAUUUUUUAACUCUGCUCAAAAAACACUUAAUUUCACUCGAAGUAUAAAUUCUUUUCAUCUGAGUCGGGCUGAAUUUUCACUGCUGGAGGCAGCAACAAUUCUUUCAUCUGAUCGUCCAGAACUGAAGCAUCCAAAUGCAGUAGAGCUAAUACAGCAGAAAAUACUUCUCACCUUGCAAGCAUCCUGUAAAACGAAUCACCCGGAUGACAAAGUACUCUUUGCCAAGUUAGUUGUCAAGUUGGCAGAAGUCAGAGAACUGGUCCAGAAUCACAUUGAUGACCUAAACGAGUUCAAACUACCUAAUCAUGAAAGUAUGUUCCCUCUUAUAUCGGAAAUAUUCAAUAUGGAUGAAGAGAUGUACUCUGGUAUGUCCCAAAAUGCUGACACUUCCUAGUUCACAUGUCAGUACAGUGUAUAUCACUGAUUUGACUAAUUAGGUAUCGAUGUUACCCCUUUUGUGAGCCACUGAGGAUAAUGUUGACUUCAAGUGUACAGAAAUUAAAGAUCUGAAGACUGUCUGGAAGCAGUGUCCACUUCAGGGGCAAACAGUUUGCAGUGGAUAAACUUUGAAACAAUAGUACUAUUAAACAGUGAUUUCUUAUAGUGAUCAUCUUUGUUAUCAGGGAGUUUGUUGCUGGUAUAUAUAUAUGAAUGUAUUGUAAAACAUGGCUAAAGUGAUGGAAAAUUCACUAGGUUAUAUCUAGUUCAUUCCAUUUAUUCUCUUCAAAAUAGUAAUGCUGCAUUUUUGCACUCGUAUAGUAGAGUUUCAUGGAUUUUGUAACUUGUUAAGAUUUCUCAUGAAAAAACGCUACACAAAGUACGGGCUAAGAUUUAAGCUGAUUUAGGUACACGUAUUUUCAUUUUGGCUAGACCCAAUUGUGUCCACGAACUGGGAGGGCCAGACAUUAGCACGGGCACAAUCUGGUGAAGAAACUGUGGCAUUGGCUAAGGGGCGUUAUCAGUUGUUAAGCCACAGUGUACAAAAAAUCCUCGCCGUUUUUCCAUACACUCAGUAAGGCUUUUGUCUUUUCGUUGCUCCAGUUUUUGCGAGGGAACAAAGUUUCGUACACACUGAGCUCUGUUGCCAUUUUGGAAAUGAGAAAGUUGCAUAUAUUCGAUCACGUGCAAAAUAUUUACACCAAAUGGCGCUUAGCCCUGGACUAAGCAUUCACGCUCACUUCGUUAGCCCGUGCUAAGGGUCUGUGCCGCGUCUUGAGAUCAGAUCAGAUUUUACAUGUACUUAGCACUCCUUAGCCCGUGCUAGCAUUCAUGCAAAUUUUCUUAGGACAGGCUAAGUAAUUUGACCUCUUAGCCCAUAGUAAAGAGCUGUGCGUGAACGCAACUUUUGAAACCAAAUGCUAUUACUAAUAUAAGUCUUUAUUUUACCUAUUUUGGAGUACAAAUUCAGCUCAGGAAGAAUGUUAUGCUAGGUAAUUUAAAAGAUUAUGAUUGUUGAUUUAAUGUUUGAUUUUAUUUAAUUUUGGUAAAAAUGUUUCAACUCGGAACGGCAUGUGCGAUACUUUUACCUCUUCAUUAAGAUGAUUUUAUCAGUUUUAUAAAUUUCAGGUUUUUCAUAGGUGUGGUCUCUUUGCAACUUAAAUUGCAUCUUUUUUUUCUCAUAUUAGUGAAAAUGUAUUUAGUAAUUGAAGCGAACCAAUCCUGUUUCAGAUACAAUAUUUUUGUGAAAUAAAUAUAAAAUGUGUACAUUGUGUAUACUACAGUUAUUAAAAUUUGGAUGAAGACAGAUAUUUAUGGUAUUAUUAAGUACUAUUUUUUGCCUGUUUCAAUCAAUGUGCCUGGUGUGCUCAGUGCUCUUGAAAUAUUGUGAUGUUAUUCAUGACAAGGUUAUUUACAAGUUUUCGCUGGAUAUUGUAUUCUGAAUUUUAUUAUCAGAAUUCACCAUCACAGUCUUUGUUUUCAACCCCAAAACACUCAUCUGCUGAUGUUUUCAACUUGAUACAUAGAUGCUCCAUCACUAUUCACAGACCUGAUUAAUUUUUUGUUAAAAAUCUAUGCAUAUUAAUAACCUAAUUUGCAUAUUGAUUAGCACAUUUUAGGCAUUUUCAUUUGUUUCACAAUUGCCAUUCAACAGAUUUUGAUGAAACGUGGUACAUAGAUGCCCUGGGAUAAUGCAAAAACCUGAUUAGAUUUUGGUUAAAGUCAAUAUGAUAUAAGUUAUGUUGCCGAUAGGGACAUGCAAGUUGUGUCUGACAAGAUAUAUGACCAAAACAUCAAGUCAUCAUACAUGUAUAUGGUCCUUAUUUGAUUAAAUAUUUAUAAUUGUUAACCCAUAGCUACUUGGAACCAGCCUACAGAUCAUUUCAUAUGUCAAAUCCAAGACUUGACCAGGGAAAUCAUGAAAUAUUUAAAAAAACACAAAUACAAAUUAUUAAGCAAUAUUUGCAUGUGUAUCCUAGUAAAUCAUUUUAGACAAUUUAGCUCUAGGACAUGUUCAGUAUUUGCACAAAAUUGUUAAAUCAGACACCAUAACAAUCAUUGAUAUACUCUGUAUCAAAGUUAAUUACUAGUUGGGUACUUAUUUUCCUAACAAACAAAAAUGAAAUAUAAAGAACGUAAUAUACAAUAUUGUAUUGCAUUUAUAUAUGCUACUGUUUUAAUUUCAAUUUGAAUUCUUUACCUAUACCACAACAAAAUUUAGUUUUUAAGACAAUUCUUGCCAGUUACCUUAUGUACAUAUCUCAUACUUUGCAAUGUACUGUGGUUGAAGAUAAUCUGUUCUGUAUCAACGAGAGUGUAUUAUAGGAUAAACACACUCUCAUGGACAUUGGUUACAGACAAGCAUGUUAUGAGUCACCUGUUGAAAGCAUCCAUGGAUAGUCAGAAUGAAUGGGAAAAACUGCAUUAGCAGGCCAUGUGUGUGAAUUAUAAUGUACGAUUCUGCUGGCAAAUUAUGUCUAUAUUAUCUUGACAGCAGAACCUGCAGUGAAAGCAAAUUGUUCUACUUUUAGAAAUUGCAUAUUGUGCAGAUAUCAUAAAAAUCUAUAUCAAUGGUGUGUAAAAUUCUGGUAUCACAAAAUGAACUUCAUUAGUUUGUAGGAGUCUGUUUAUAGGAUCACAAUUUUUCAUCCAAGAGUAUAUAGUUAUUUAUUUUAUAUUGUAUUGACUUAAUAUACAUGUAAAUGGCUUGCCCACCAAAUCAAAUUAUAUUGCUUUCAAAAGUGAUCAUAGUUGUAUUUAUAUUUUAUGCAUUUUAUAAUACAUGUAGGCACAUAAACUUUAAAUAUUAUUGUACAGACAACAUAUUCUGACCCUCUAUAGGUUCCACAUAGUGCAAAAUUUAAUUUCUUGAUUUGUUUAGAACAGUUGCCCACCUUGCUUCCUCUACACAUUGAUAGAUGUUUCAGAGUUGCUUGAAGUGGUUCAUCUGACAUUUUUAUUUAUUAAGGCUAGAAUAACCUGUGACCAAAGGAAGACUUCCUCAAUGAUAUAUCACGUGAACAUUAUUUAAAUUUACCACAUGUUAUGUCUCUAAGGGGCACCAUGAUAUGUGCUGUGAUUGUCACGUUAAACAGGUUAAUACUUCAAAUAAAAUGACAAAAUAUCAUUUUCCAUGAGAUAUCAGGCUUAUACACAUAACUAGGCAAGACAUGCUUUUUGGUGAAUUUAUUAUUUAAUUGAGCUUCAAUGACAUGUUUUUUAAAGUAAUUAUUUAUGUAUCUGAAUUAAAUAAAAAACAACCAUACUAAUUAUAUGUGCUACUGCACACCACUUGUAAAAAACUCAUCAGUACUCAUGUUGUUUUUCAAUUAAACGGAGACAUUUACAUGUCUUACUGUAAAUUGUAUUUUUCAAAAUUGGCAAAUUCCUCUGCCCCUAUUCAUUGUGUAUAUUUCUGUGACAUGGACUUUUUAUGAGACAUUAAAUUUGAUGUAGUGCCACCUA